UAUACUCCUAUCGGUCAUGCAGGUUUCGCGGAAAAGCGAGUGGCUCAAAAGCGCGCUCGCGCACCACUUCAGCCCAGAAUCAGAUCCCUGCGUGGAAAACCAGAUCGUGGUUUUGGCCACCGGUGUGGACCAGUACCUCCAGGAGGUGUUUCAUCACCUCGCCUUUUACAACGGCGAUGACCUCGUUUCGGAUGAGGACUUUAGGAGUCUGUGUUUGGUUUUGGGAUUCCCCGCGAGCGCGGAGACUGAGAACGGCACCUCAGAGCACCGGGACAUUUGCGAUGGACUUCCUCACGUGCUUAACUUUAGAGAAUUCCACGCACGACUAUGUGGCUCUUUCUCUCUAAAGGCGCAGGAAGGGCAGAAGGGAGUUCGACUUCCGGUCAGUGAGGAGACCGAGCACAUCGAGCGCGAGAUCAGACUCCGGCGUCCCCGCGUCCGGAGGAGAAAGUGCGUCAGUUUUGAUCUGUCUGCCGACCACCAGAACCGGAAGAGGGCAGUGAGAAGAUCAGGACCAUCUCAGUAUCCGGAUCAUUUGCAGAGCUCUGCUGUGGAAGCCAAGAGAAACGCAG
Messenger RNA from Sinocyclocheilus grahami, 572 nucleotides. Its product is annotated as EF-hand and coiled-coil domain-containing protein 1-like. Lineage: Eukaryota; Metazoa; Chordata; Actinopteri; Cypriniformes; Cyprinidae. The annotation marks the transcript as partial. The transcript is spliced from 2 exons. The record is from RefSeq and is a predicted model, not a curated record.